ACAUGAGUGGGCACUGCUGGAAAGGGAAGCAGCUGGAUGUUCGCUAGCGGUGAAGCGCAAUUCCUACAGCAUACCGGUUUCUUUUUUUCCCCUAGUAGUUUUAUAAAGUUGGGAUUGGUGUUGUUGCUGAAGAAAUGCUAAACUAAAACUUUGCCAGUCCUGCUUUGACUUAAUUCAAUUGAGAAAUUUUGGUAUAAGGUUAGCUUGGUUAGUGGUAGCACCUGACUCGCUGGACCUUAGAUAUUUGGUUAAAAUGUGUUAAACUAUAGAUGUCAUGUCGCUAAUAUAAGCCUAAAUGUUGCUAAUGACCAUAUUGAUGCAGAGGAAAGCCCAGAUCUUUGUUCAGUAUCCGAUGCUAGCACCUAAAUGAGACCGGCUCUUUAAAAACUGUUCUAAUUAGAGCUCGGGUUUGAACCGUCGAGACGAGUUUGCCUACAGAACUUCUUGUUCGCAAAGCCUUAUUUCAAAACAGACUCGCAAGCAUGGUUUAGUAGAAUGAAUGAACGUCUUUCAGUCGGGGAAUGGUACCUUCUCUGGCCAAAGACUCUCCAGCCUAACAUAUCAGUUGUUAGCUGACCAACAACUACAGGGCAGAAGUAACUGUGACAGAAGAAGCUAGCACUGCUCUCAGCAGCUAGCUCUCGUCCUCAUACUGUUAUCGCUGGGCUUUUUCUGCUUUAUGGCUGCUGUCAGCGGUGGAAACGCGCUUGGGGUGGUGGUGGGGGGAGCCAGCAUGCCCGCAGUGUCCAGCACCAACACUUCCGCAUCCUCCAGUCCAUCGCCAGGUACUGAAACGCGGGGCUGCAAGAACGGCGCCCUGAUGGACUCCUUUGGGAUUUUUCUGCAAGGUCUUCUGGCUGUGAUGGCUUUCAGCAUCCUGAUGUUGAAACGCUUCAGAGAGCCCAAACAUGAGCGGCGACCAUGGAGGAUCUGGUUUUUGGACACCUCAAAGCAAGCAAUUGGAAUGCUCUUCAUUCAUUUUGCCAAUGUCUACUUGUCGGACCUCACAGAAGAGGAUCCGUGCUCACUAUACCUCAUUAACUUUUUACUAGAUGCCUCCCUGGGCAUGUUGGUGAUCUAUGCAGGAGUGAGAGUUGUAAGCGCUAUUGUUGAGUGGAGGCAAUGGGAUUCUCUUCGCUUUGGAGAAUAUGGAGAGCCAGUUCAGUGCUCUGCGUGGUUGGGUCAGUGUAUUCUGUACAUUCUCAUCAUGAUGUUUGAGAAGAUCCUCAUCAUGUUGGUUCUGCUCAUCCCCCAGUGGAAAACGCUGGAUCUGCUUAGUACCAUUCACAAUCCUGACCUGGAGCUUGCAAUAGUCAUGCUCAUUGUUCCAUUCUUUGUCAACGCCCUCAUGUUUUGGGUAGUUGAUAAUUUCCUUAUGAAAAAGCAUAGGACAAAAGCAAAACUGGAAGAGAGAGAAGAGGACACGCGUGGGAGCAGUAAAGUACGCUAUAGACGAGCACUGUCCCAUGAUGACUCAGAGUCUGAGAUCCUUUUCUCAGCAGAUGAUGAAAUGGAUGAGUCAGACGAAGAUGAUGUCCGUCGACUCACUGGCAUGAAGACAUUGAAGAAGAAAAAGCUUCGCAUGGGGAUCCCACCAGGUGAAAUUAAAAAGAAGAAGCGCCCUCCGGUGAAAGAGGAAGACCUGAAAGGAGCUCGCAGCAAACUUGGCCUAAAGGGUGAAGUCAAGAGUAAGACCUAUGAGGUCAUGGUGGAGUGUGAGCGAAUGGGGAAAGUGGCUCCAUCUGUGUUCAGCGGUGUGAGGACAGGAGGGGAGACGGUCCUUUCCAAGCCUGCUGAUGCCAAAGACCCUGCAGCUAGUGUGUUCACCAAAUAGUCAAGUUGCAAAGAAAAACCACUCAAGGAAUAUGUACUUUAUGGUACAUAAUCAUAACUUGACAACGAGGCUCUUCAAUGGGAUGUUAUUUAUUUUAAAUUUAAAUAUUUGUUCAGUGAAGUAACUCAUUUAGUCAGUAAAAGAGUUCAGGUUUACUCAAACAGUGACAUUUUAGAAACAUUGAUAUAAUUUCAACUGUAAUUCUUAUUAAAUCUGUUUAUUUAUGUUGUUACAACAGAGACUUUGUCAACAUUGUUUGAAAUAUUUGACGUUAGACUAACAAAAAAUAAAACAUCAUUUAAAUUAA
Messenger RNA from Oryzias latipes (Japanese medaka), 2141 nucleotides. RefSeq names its product STIM activating enhancer (gene stimate). Gene Ontology annotation, cellular component: membrane; cortical endoplasmic reticulum; nucleus. Gene Ontology annotation, molecular function: calcium channel regulator activity. Lineage: Eukaryota; Metazoa; Chordata; Actinopteri; Beloniformes; Adrianichthyidae. The record is from RefSeq and is a predicted model, not a curated record. Gene Ontology annotation, biological process: chondrocyte differentiation; chondrocyte proliferation; activation of store-operated calcium channel activity.